CCCCAGACCAACCGUUCCCGACCCUCCGGAUCUCGUCUGAAUAAGGCUGUGGAUGCGGCACUGUGACACGCGCUCCCCGCUCUUCGCGUUCAGCAAUUGAAGGACACCGAGGGUAACACGGCACAGUCGGAAAUCAUGACGACGGCGGCAGUGAAGCGGGCGUGCGAUGCCUGCCAUCGGCGCAAGGUGAAAUGCGACGGAAUCACGCCCUGCCGCAAUUGCUCGGCCUCCCAGCUGGCCUGCACCUACAAUGCGGUCCCGCAGAAGAAGGGUCCGAAGGGGUCCCGAGCCAAGGUCAUCAACGAACUGAAGGAGACGCAACGCCAAACCAGCCUAUCGGCCAAGUUGCAGGGCGGCAUGAACGGCGGCGCGUCGAGCCCGACUCUCGCUCCGACCCCGAGGCUUUUGACCAAGGAGACCCUCAAGGCCUGCAUCGACUUCUUCUUUGCCCACAUGCAACCCACUCUCCCGAUUCUCGACCGCCAGCGCCUCGAGCAGGAUGCCAUGUACAUGGACCAGAAUCUCGACACCUACUGCCUCCUGACGUCGCUCUGCUCGUUUGUCUGCCUUCAACCGGGCAUGGUGAUGCCCGGCGCGGGAAUGAACGACCCCUUCAGCCCGGACAUGAUGAUUGGCAACAACAUCGUCACUAGCACGCUUCUAAUGGAGGAGACGAUCCGCGUUCGCAAGGGUUACGACUACCAGUCUUCCCAGACCGUCAACAACCUCUGCACGAGCUACUUUUUGUUUGCGGUACACCACGGCCUGGACCUGCACGACAAGGCGUGGUUCCAUUUGCGCGAGGCUGCUACCCUGGCGUGCAUCGCCAAGAUGACCGAGGAACAAGCGUAUCUGCAGUACGACAGCAUUGAUGCAUCACGGCGCAGGCGCUUGUACUGGCUCCUUUUCGUCAACGAACGUGCUUACGGACUGCACCACGGUCGCCCUUUGACACUCAAAGCCAGCAUCAACACACCAACCCCGCAAGAACACCCCGCCGAUCCCUUGAUGGGUCAGGGCACAAGUUCUUUGCGCAUGAUCAGCCUGUUUCGAGGUUUCGACGACGCCUUGACCCAACUUUGGAACAGGUCAAGGAACGAGUGCUCCGAUGAGUAUCUCGCAACCCUCGACAGGCAGCUUCAAGAGGUCCGAUCUCCGUACGCAAAUGACACACAGGCUCAGCUCGGCGAAAUGUCGAUGAUCCAGCAAUGGUUGAAGCACAAGGCCUGGGGGCUGGGCGUAGCGAACGGCAACAUAAACAACGCCGAGGCUUCCUAUAUGGAUGGCAACCAUGACCUUCUCCCCAUGGUGUCUCACUUCCACGGCAGCCCGGGCUUGCAGGGCCUCAGCUUGUGCGAGCACCUGUUCAACGUCACCUGCGAGGUGACCGAUAUCCUCGCCCUCCUUCCAGCGCCUCGCACACCCUUCACGCCCGGACCUCGGGAUGAGCUCUGCAAGAUUUUGAGCAUCGUAACGGUUAUCCGUAACGGCGAUUACCGAUUCCUCCCGCUGCUGCUGAGCAAGGUCGCCUUGGCUCUUCCGAAACUAGCCAACCCAAUGCUUCAAAACGCCCCCGAGAGUGCGGCCCCUUGCAACAUGGACAUAUUUGACGGGUUCGGCAGCAGCAGCAUGUGCCCGCCCCCAAUGUAUUCCUCGGGAGAUAUCGACAACAAAUAUGCCGUCCCACGUUUCGAUGACAUGAACUCGGAUUCCAACAGCCCCAACGGCGGGCCUUCUUCGAGCAGCAACGACAUGAACUCGCCAUUUGCCAGCUCUCCAGCGAUCAUGUCCCCUAGUGUGGAGUUGCCUCAUAGACUGCAAACCGACUUCACUUCCAUGCCCGAGAUGGUCAUGAGCCCGGUAGGCCACGCGCCCCCCUCGUCGUUCGGCACGCCGGGAGGGAUGAACCAGCAGCAACCACAGCACUCUCAACACGGGCCGUUGUCCCCGUUUCCAAAUUCGAACCCUCAGAUGCAAGGUCUAAAUGCCAACAACAUCAACCCGCCGCCCAACAUAGGCCUCGCCUCCCAAAUGCACCUCGGUCAGGGCCUCGGCGGUGGGAUAAAUAGCGGCCUGGGACAAGGAGUCAACAACAAUAAUCUGAUGUCCAGAGCGCCGGUCCCACAACGAGCGAAUAGUUUCGCCGUGAACGCGCCCCCAAUACGAACGGUCGGCGACUUUCAAGCACUUCAAAGAUCCAAUACGGACAUGAACCACCCCAUGGGCUCGCUUGGGAUGAGUCCGUUAGGGCCCGACCUGAACUUCAACACACUGACAGGGUAGUAACGCCGGAUUGGCGAGCGUUGCCAGAGCGAAGCGGAGGUGCCUAGCGAGCAAGCCUGUCCGUACACAUCUGUGGCUCGUUAGGCCCUCGGUGUUCACUUAUUAUUUCUUUUGUCGGCUUCAAAAGGUCUGUCAGCAAGCAUUCAGCAUCUGUUAUUGGAGUAUCUCUUUCCUAUCUAUCCCCUUGCUUAUUUAUCACUCGUCGGAGGGAAGGGGGGGGGU
This is a messenger RNA of Chaetomium fimeti, 2505 nucleotides long. RefSeq lists its product as uncharacterized. Gene Ontology annotation, molecular function: DNA-binding transcription factor activity, RNA polymerase II-specific; zinc ion binding. The record is from RefSeq and is a predicted model, not a curated record. Gene Ontology annotation, biological process: regulation of DNA-templated transcription. NCBI's taxonomy places the organism in Eukaryota, Fungi, Ascomycota, Sordariomycetes, Sordariales, Chaetomiaceae. The transcript is spliced from 2 exons. Bases 136 to 2283 code for a protein of 715 amino acids.